This is a messenger RNA of Cygnus atratus (black swan), 4925 nucleotides long. Its product is annotated as histone H2B 5-like. Gene Ontology annotation, molecular function: structural constituent of chromatin; DNA binding; protein heterodimerization activity. The transcript is spliced from 3 exons. Gene Ontology annotation, cellular component: nucleosome. Bases 562 to 942 code for a protein of 126 amino acids. Lineage: Eukaryota; Metazoa; Chordata; Aves; Anseriformes; Anatidae. The record is from RefSeq and is a predicted model, not a curated record.
GCCCGCCUGCGGGUCUGGGGGGCGAUGCUGCGUGGGUAUGGCCGGGAGCUGCGGAGGAGACGCUGAGGGGUUACAGCCCUGCCGGGUGUGCAGCCCUGCUGGGUGUGCAGCCCUGCUGGGUGUGCAGCUCCCCUGGGUGUGCAGCUCCCCUGGGUGUAUCUCACUGCUGGGUGUACACACCACUGCUGGGUGUCCAGCUCUGCUCAGCGUACAGCGCUUCUCCUGCAUCAUCGGUGCCUUCUCGCCAGCCCCGCUCUCUUUCACCGCUAAGAGACGCGAGGAGCCUACGCUGCGAGAAGCCCUUUUCAUUUACCAUCCCUCACACGUCCCGUCUCCCGCUUCCCGAGACGCAGGGGACGUGGAGCGGAGCAGACGCCUUGCAGCAUCACACAGAGCAUAACACUAACUGGCUGGAAUGAACACAGCUCCAUCCCACGGAUCCCACCUCCGCCUUCUGGCAGCUUACCUGACUCAUAAAGAGAGCGGGGGAUUUUAUAUGCCACCUACCUCAACUCAACGUUUUCCUUUGUGCUCUAAGGGCCAGAGGAGAGAGCCCUCAGGAUGCCAGAGCCAGCCAAGUCCACUUCUGCCCCCAAAAAGGGCUCCAAGAAAGCCGUGACAAAGACCCAGAAGAAGGGCGAUAAGAAGCGGCACAAGAGCAGGAAGGAGAGCUACUCCAUCUACGUCUACAAGGUGCUGAAGCAGGUCCACCCCGACACCGGCAUCUCCUCCAAGGCCAUGGGCAUCAUGAACUCUUUCGUCAACGACAUCUUUGAGCGCAUCGCCGGCGAGGCGUCCCGCCUGGCGCACUACAACAAGCGCUCCACCAUCACCUCACGGGAGAUCCAGACGGCCGUGCGCCUGCUGCUCCCGGGGGAGCUGGCCAAGCACGCUGUCUCAGAGGGCACCAAGGCUGUCACCAAGUACACGAGCUCCAAGUAGCCGGACGCUGCCUCUCCAACGGGACCGUUGAGCACCGAACCCUCCGCACAGGCACAGGUAGGCAGCUACGACCUGGACGAACGUCACAGCUAUUCUCCGCAGCAAUGUACAGUCUUGGGAUGGGCAUUAAAAGCUGUCUAGUGGAAGAGGAGGCAGCGAGCUGGAUGUUGGCUUAUUUUCAUGGGGGGUUCAGGACGUGCUACAGGUUCUGCACACUGCACCUCAGGCGAUGCUGGUGGAGGAGGUCUCUGCUUUCACAUCUCAUCUGAAGGACUGGCUGCACUAUAUCCAAAUUCUCCUCUGUGCUUGGAAAACAUGCAUGUGUGGCGCCGGCAGGGGAGGCUGGCCACUCCAGAGAUACUGUCUCUGAAGUCUUCCUGGCUGCUUUCUUACAGUCAUCUUAAAUGGGCACCAGGGAGUCGGCGCUUGCAUCCUCUCUGGUAGCCGAGCCCCAGCCUGUUGUACACAGCCCACCUGUGCAGGCAGAGGUGGCACCGAGAGCCACAGCAACAGCCGGGCACAGUCCUCAGACCGAAAUCCAUGCUGAUCCAGCAGAGAUGUCUGCCUGGCAGCGGUGUGCGAGGCCUCUUUCAAAGAUGCCGUGAUCAUACCACACACUGCUCCUCCUCCUCGCUCCUGAUGGAGGAGGGAUGAGCAGGCUGGUGGUGCAGGUACGCGUGUCCUUGCCCGCCAGGAUGCUGGAGCCACCAGCUGCCUCCCAGCUUGUGCCAAAGCAUACGGGUGGGCAAGGGGAGUGUGGGAGCACCUCCUCCCGCUGCUGCUUUGCCUCCUCUAAGACCUACUUCAGUGUGCAAGACAUUGCUAAUGCUGCUGCUUUUCGGAGACUUUUUUCUGCCUGUGCACUCCGUGUUCACUGUAAGGGUGGACAUGGCAUGGUGGUGUCCAAGUGGGGACGCUCGCUGCGGGCAGCUCGCCUUGCCCCUGCCUUCCCUGCUGCACUCAUCUGCUAGCAAGCAAAGCAAAAACUGGGGCUGGGUGGAUAUGUAGGGACACUUAAAAUAUCACGGCAUCCCAGUGGUGUUUUAUGGAUUAAAUCCUUUUGAGCUAAUUCAGAUGUUCCCCUCGUCUUCUCAAAGUCCACAGUAAGGUGAGCAAUAAUAAAAUCCCAAUAAAAGCCAUAGAGAUUAGUGGAGGAACGUCUCGGUUACAAGUUUAGCAUGCAGGGACUGCUGGAUAGCAGAGCAAGAGCUUGUGUAGAAGUGGUGUGAAGCUGAAGCUUCCUACUCAAAACACAAAAUUAGCCAACAUUUUUAAAAAAACUAUCAAAAUCUCCGGUGGGCUGUAGCACUUCAGAUCAAAAAUAUGCAUGUCUUUAAAAUAACAACUGCUCUUUGCAACUUGUUCUGUAAAUAAAAAGGGCAGCAAAGAUACAGGUUCCAGAACUAAGUGCAAGGUCACUCCAAAAUCCAAGACACCAUUUUUAAUCAUAUGAUAAAUUCCUACCCCUAGAUAUACCUUGUAAUACAUCUCUCAUUUUUUCCUGCUUUGGUCCCCAUCUUACCCUUUGAGAGUGAUGGCAGCCCUUGAAAAAUUCACGUUGCUUUUGGAGAUGCAGAAUUCUGCUUUCAGCCACAUUUCAUACAGUAAUUGCAGCAGGAGUCACUGGCGAUAUCUUUCAGAAAGAGCAAAAGCCAGGUCUCAAGAUGGUGGCACCCACAACAAGCAGCUCCCAGCAGUGGCGUCUGUAUCUAGUAGCAGAAAUCUGUCAUCAGUCUGAACCAUUGGGCCAUCACGCUUCGGAAGGGACAGCCUAGCACUUCACUUCCUUUUCUUUUUUUUUUUUUCUUUUUCUUUUUUACAAUUAAAAUGUCAAAAUCGGAUACCAAAGAUGAAAAUGUUCCUGCACUGUCACACGUGCACUGCUGAGCCACUGUCAUUCUCCCACCAGAAAUCAGAAAGCAGAGGAUGCAGAAGGGGAAUACAUGAAGCAAAGCGCUGGUUGGCAGCACUGAAGCUUUCUCCUCCAGUCCCUAGGAGCUGCAAGUCGGAAACCAUCCCUUCCAGGGCUGCACCUCAGCGCAGGAACUGUUCCAGUUCCAGCGAUGUGUGCACGCCAUGGCCCUGUCCCAGUGCUGCUCAGCACAUCUCCUACACCCUCGCUCUGCCAAGCAGAGCAGGGUCCCACUCUGGUCCCUGCAGCUGGUACAAGCUGCUCGCUGCACGGAGUCACAAAAUGUCCCUGAGGGGGCAGGGGGACAAGGCUGGGCUCCCAGGCGAGAGCCGACCUGCAGGUAGUCACAGCACUGCUCUCAUUCUCCUCCCUGUGCUGCGCCACAGUUGCCACUCUCCAUUUCUGGAGGCUGUUCCAGGGAGAGGAGAAGUGGCAAUUUAAGACUGCAGAAAUACUUGAAGACUUAAGGAGGGUGUUUAUGUUGAAGCCAGGUGACUGAGGCUGAUCAUCUCCAUCCAUUUAGAGGUUAGGCUGUCGUUUCACACAUAAUUUGCUCUUCACUCUCCCUUCAUAUCACUUUUUUACUUGCCCCUGACAACAUGGAGAAGAGGACUGAGGAAAUGAUCCAGGUUAAAAUGAAUAAAAGUGGUUUUUUGUUUGUUUGUUUUACUUUUUUUUUUCUCUCUUGCAAGCUUCAUUUUAACCCAGUUCUGGUGUCUGGUCUGAUUUGUCACACCGACACUUGUGCCAGCCAAGGGAAGGGCUGAUCCAGGAAAGGCAAGGCUGGCAUAAGCUAGGACUGCCUCAAAAGCACUUGUGAAAUCAAUGCCUUAGUGCUAACGGACAAGUGAAGAAAGGAAAUCUGCGGCUCUUGCAAUCUGUGCAGGCUCACAGAUCACUUUGAUGGGAAUCAUUUCGACUGGAAUGGGCUUGGACUGAGCCUUAAAAGUAGAGACAAUAGCAAAUGUUCUAAAAAUUCAAAGAUCAUAGCGUCAAUUUUCAACUUAUUAAACUGAGGUGUGACAUAUUCCACAGAUCCCUGGUAAGGAGGUGUUCUGCAGAGGUGGGGGCUCAUACUUCAGGGUCUGUGCUUUUCCAAAAGAUGUCUUUCCAGCUCUGACCAAUACAACAGCUGAACAAUGAAGAUAAUAUACCAAGCCCCCCAACCCCACCUUAUUCCAACUGCAACUCCAGAAGUAUUUCUGGGACAUUCCCAAGUUUUGACAAUAAAUAAAAGAAAAAUCAACUGCAGAUUGAAAGUUAGAAGAGGAAACUGCAGAAGAAUAACGCUGCAUUGAUAUUAACCCUGUGUUAACCCCCAUGUUAAUGGAGGUCAUUGCACUAAGUUAUUUGUUUUCAUACACAAUUUAGGAGAGAAAUUUUUGCAAUAGAUCUACUUGUGAUUUUCCAAUCUACUUCCCUAAAGUCCACCCAUCACAGCAGAUCUAAGCGCGCAGAAGAGCUGAGUGGCUGCUUGCUCGGUCUGGAGGUUUCCUCCCACUCAGGACAAGUAGGUUUUGAGUCAAGCAUGGGGAAAACACGAGUAGCAGCAGGUAGAGGACAAGUGCCUGCCCUGGAGGUCGCUGUGUGUGCUAGGAAGGGAUGCCUGAACUGAGACCAGGGAGGAGCCCAGCCCAGAACAGCCGCGCGUGUCCUCCUGCCCUGGUGACAGGUAGCCCCAUGUCCCAGCGCCCCACCACACCACGCCAAGCUUGGCAUGGCUUGUGCACAGCCCUGAGCCUUCACCCCGUCAUAGCACCCUCUGACAGUUUACAUCCAGAGCAAAUUGUUUACAGGGAAAGAAAGACUGUGAAAUAAAACAUAAAACUCACUUGCUACCAGGAUCUGGGGGAGUUCCCUCCGACUAGUACCGGGGAGCAAUCUCUCCAGCUUGCUAUCCAUGCAUGGUAUCUUGUGGGCUUGUGUACACAGACUUUUUCCGAGAAUACGUGUUACAUAAUGUAUGAUCUAUGUUAUAUUACCAUUGUUUUCUGGCAUAUGUUACAGCUAAUUAUGUUUUCUGUUAAAUGUAUAAAUAAAAUAUAAAUGCAGACCUGAUGAAAGUCAGGUG